GUCCCGCUCCCGCCCAAGCGGCGGUUGCCGGGCGGCCUGAGGCGAGGCGAGAUGCGGCAGAAGAGGCCGAGGGCGAUGGGCCCGGCGGCGGGGGGCGGCCGGCGGAGGGGAGGUCUCGAUGACAUCCCUGCUUCCACCAGCCUGCCACCGCUCGUGGAGGGACCCCUGCGCUGCUUCCUCCGCUGCACCGUGGCCCGAGCCCUCUGGACGACCCCAAAGCCACCCUCUGCUGCCACUCUCGUGCGCCUGAGGUGGUGGGGAGAGACCUCUGAUGGCACCGUCUUCCAGCCCACCUCCCGACCAGGGCAGCCAGGAGGGAGAACCACCGCUCGCUACCCAGUCCGCUGUGGGCCCAGGCAGUUUGCUGCCUACCUGACAGAUAUGGGUGUGCUUGUCCUGGAGGUAAUGACCAAACUGGACCAUCUUCCCAUUGGCAGAGUACAAAUCAGCAGCCUGUCCCAGCUUUCUCCCAGCCAUCCCAUCAGUGGGGUUUUCCCCAUCAUUUCACCCACAUCUGAUAAACUUGGAGAGCUGCAGGUCUCACUGGCUCUAGAACCUCUGCCAGGACGGUACGACACCAGCAGCUCUAUCCCAACCACAGAUGGGAGUUUGGAUACUGCUCCUGGAAGCAGCAAACCCCAAAUCCUUGCUCCAUCACAGCAGUCCAGGCAAACACAAGUGACUGUUGCUGACCAGGAGGCUGUUAACAAUGGCAGAGCCUCAACUCACAGAGGAAAGGACCAUUUUCUCUUUCAAGAGAACUCUGAAAACAUAAAGGACACUUUCCCUGCUUCUCAUCAUCCUCUGAUUUUACCAGAUGAAUGUUUGAAAAUGAAUCAUUCAAAUGAAGAAGUGUCAUUUCCCACCAGUGCUGAUCCUGAAGGACCUGCCAGAACAAACACUCGGGUGCUCUCUUUACAUAGCCCAGCUACAAAAGACCUGCUUUCAGCUCUUUUGGAUCAAGGCAAUAAACUCCGUGAUGCCAUGGUUGUGUCUGCAAUGAAGUCAAGCCCAGACAUGGAGAUUGAGCUGACCGAAGUGUCUCCUUUUAUAGAGAGAGAGAAUUUCAAAGCACCAGCCAAGAGCCCCAAAGGCUUGAACUCAAGUUUUCUGCCCACUCUUCAAGAUCCCCAUCCCCUUCCUUCUGAAGUUUCUGGUCAGCAACUUGAUCUGAACUCUGAAGAGACAGCAAUCGAGCUACUCUUGGGCAGUGCUGAUUUCCCCACUGAGCCUUUCUGGGAUCGGACAGGUUCCCUUUGGGAUUCUCUGUCUCUUGGCAGUGAGGUGUAUGACAGCGAACUCAAUGAUCCUCAUUACGACCAGAGUCUGCUGGAGAGUCUUUUUUACACAGCUCCUAAAUCUGAUUCCAGUUUAAGUGAUUUGCUCAGUGAUGAUGAUGAUGAUGUAAACUCCUCCAGGAAAGUAACCAAGGCACAAACUGGCAAGAACACUGAUACAAGAAACCCUCAGAAGGAUUCUAAUGCCUUUGAUCAGGAUCAGAAAGUGACAGAAAUUGUACCCAGCCACUCUGCUAUCAGACCACUUGCUCCUCCAGAAGAUCUCACAGAAGCUGCUUGCAUCACAUCCUUGGGUGCAGACAGGUUGGCAUUGCUGGAGCGAAUCCACCUGGCCAGAGUCAUCAUUGAAAGCUUGAAAAUCCCUCCUGAGAGCAUCCAGGUCUCACCAAGAAAGAAAGGUGCUAUGGGGAAGCCUCCAAGGCCUGUAUCAGUUAGCAAGCGUACCUUCUUUGUUGAGUACCACUUUCCAGUGGGAGCCUUCAGGGAUGAAAAAGGACAGAUCUCCAUAACAACAGAAGUAACUCGAAUAGCUUCAAGUAAAAUCACAAAUGAUGUGGUGACAUUCCAGCAGCGGUUUGUGUUCCCUGUCCGCUUUGGUGGAGCGAUGAUAGAGCACUGGUGGAGCUCUGCUCUUGCUUUUAAAAUCUACAUGAGAAAAAGCACACAGAAAAAGCCAGUGGCCAUUGGCUCAGCUGCGCUUCAGUUACGCCAGGUUGUUCAGUCCGAGCUGCUCACUGUCAGCUGUGAAAUACCUGUGGACAAAGAGGGAGAUCAGACACAAGUUGGACCACUAAAGGUGUCCUUAGAGCUCGCAGCCAACAACAAAGACUUCACCCUCACCACUGCCCGGUCACCUAUGGCUGCGCAGCAAGCCCCAGUGCAUGCUGUGAGAAGUCCUGGGCUGCAAUUCCAGGAGCCCAACAGGAAGAGUUUAAGUCCAGGAAGCCCUCACUGCUUGAAACUUAACCACAUUGACUCACAGAAGACAGGGGCAGCCACCAUGAGCAGGGGGCAGCCGCCACAGGCUGCACCAACCUCUGUAGGCCAUCAUCUGCUGACACAAAUAGCCACGUCUGAAGAAGAUGGGUUGUUGCUGCACGUGCUGCUGAUGGUGCCUGAGGGAAAGGAUUUUGUUGCUGAAGACCAAGGGCUCCCCAGCUCUUGUAAUGUGUAUUUAAACUGCAAGCUGCUCAGCACUGAGGAGGCAACGAGAUCUGCUGUUGUAUGGGGCACAACUCAACCUGCCUUCAAUUUUUCUCAGGUGAUGCCUUUUUCCUUGACUUCCAAACACUUGGAGCGGCUGAAGAACAAUGUCAUGAUUAUUGAAGCAUGGAACAAGAUGGGAAGCCCUGGCUGUGAUAGGCUGCUGGGGUUAGUGAAACUGCCUCUGCAUCAGUUCUACAUCUCAUUCAGAGAUCCAAAGAUUUCCCACUUGCUGCUUCAAGCUCAGUAUCCCGUGGUGGCUGUGGACAGCUACAUGCCUGUGGUGGAUGUUUUUACUGGCAGCAGAAGUGGAAGCCUGAGGGUCAUUCUGGCAAUGGGGUCAGCGGAUCAAAUAGCGGCACUGCAAAGGCUGAAAACUGAGGAAGGGAUGGUACCUCCCAUCACACAGCGACCUUCCCACUCUCUGGAUCCUCCUCCUACAAAGCCUGUCAUGCAGUUAGACCCAGAAGGGGAAGACCUGCUGGAGCAUGUGUUUGAGAUCCAUGUGGAGAGUGUGAAAGGACUGACACCAUUACAGUCCACUGUCUGGGGAGAGGCUGACUGCUACGUACAGUACUACUUCCCAGUUCAAGAGGCUGGUUGUGGUGCACUGCAAGGAGCUGAAUUGCAGGAGGAUG
Molecule: messenger RNA, 3139 nt
Organism: Pezoporus flaviventris
Lineage: Eukaryota; Metazoa; Chordata; Aves; Psittaciformes; Psittacidae
Product: C2 domain-containing protein 3-like
Exons: 17
Biological process (GO): centriole elongation; cilium assembly
Cellular component (GO): centriolar satellite; centriole
Source: RefSeq, a predicted model, not a curated record